CAAUUUUAAAGGUCGCCAUGCGUUUCCAAGCGCCGCCGAUAACGUCGCGCCGAGAAAUCAAAUCCCUGACCGGAGCCGGAGGCAUCGGCCACCGGCAGCCACAGCAGUCGCUUCCCUGAUCUGCCAGGCCGCCAGCAAUGGAGAAGGACUCCACCUCCACGACGACGCCUCUGUUCCUCCUCUGCGCUACUACUGUCACCAUCGCCCUAGUCUCCCUCUGGUUGGUCCUCCUCGUCCGCGGCCGCAAGAACCGCAAGGCCGACGCCGGCCGCCUCCCGCCGGGUCCACCGGCGCUGCUCUUCCUCGUCAAGUUCCUGGCGCUGCGGCGCUCCAUCUUCGACUUGGCUCCGCUGCUCCGCGACCUGCACGCGCGCUACGGCCCCGUCAUCUCGCUCCGCCUCUUCCGCACCCUCGUCUUCGUCGCCGACCGCCACCUCGCGCACCGGGUCCUCGUGCAGGGCGGCGCCACCUUCGCGGACCGCCCGCCGCCCGUCGACCCGAACAGCCUCUUCACCACCGGCGGACACGACGUCAGCUCCUCACCCUACGGCGCCUACUGGCGCCUCGUGCGCCGCAACCUCGCGGCCGAGGCGCUGCAGCCCGCCCGUGUCGCCCUCUUCGCUCCGGCCAGGCGGUGGGCGUGCGACGGCCUCGUCGACAGGCUAUGCGACGCUGGCGCUGCCGGUGGAGACGACGACGCCGGCCGCGCCGUCACGUUGCGGCCGUUCCUCCGCCGUGCCAUGUUCGAGCUGCUCGUCUACAUGUGCUUCGGCGCGCGGCUGGGCCAGGAGGCGCUCGACGAGAUCGAGGGGCUGCAGCACCAGGCGCUCCUCUCGCUCACUGCCUUCCCCGUCUUCGCCUUCUUCCCCGCGGUGACCAAGCGGAUCUUCCGCAGCCGGUGGGAGGCCUACGUCGCAGUGCGGCGGAGGCAGGACGAGGUGUUCGUCCCUCUCAUCCACGCCACGCGUGGGAACGAUGACCCGCCGUGCUACGCGGACUCGCUCCGCGCGCUGCGAGUGCCCGAGGAGGCCGGUGACCGUCCGCUCACGGACGCUGAGAUGGUCAGCCUCUGCUCCGAGUUCCUCAACGGCGGCACGGACACGACGGUGACGCUGGUGGAAUGGAUUAUGGCUGAGCUAGUGAACCACCCGGAUGUGCAGGCCAAGGUGCACGACGAGGUGGUGAGGUCGUCUAAUGGCGACGACGUCCAGGUCCAGGCGAUGGCGCCGUACCUUAAGGCCGUGGUGCUGGAGGGCCUGCGCCUGCACCCGCCGGGCCACUUCGUGCUCCCGCACGGCGUGCGGGGCGACGACGGCGCGGACGUCGGCGGCUACAAGGUGCCCAGGGGCGCGGAGGUGAACUUCCUGGUGGCGGAGAUCGGGCGCGACGAGACGGUGUGGACAGCGGCAAGGGAGUUCCGGCCAGACCGGUUCGUGGAUGGCGGGGAGGGCUGCGACGUCGACAUCACUGGCAGUCGGGAGAUCAAGAUGAUGCCUUUCGGCGCCGGGCGGCGCAUGUGCCCCGGCUACUCGCUCGGCAUCCACCAUGCUGAGUACUUCGUGGCGAGGAUGGUGCGGGACCUGGAGUGGCGCCCGCCGGUGGACGGCGCGGCGGUGGACAUGGCGGAAGAGCUCGACUUCACCACUGUCAUGAAGCUGCCGCUCCGUGCACGCAUCAUCGCUAGGCAUUAGCUAGCUCCACAUGGACAUUGAGGGUGGUAGUCGGAGCCUCGGAGGUGGAUGGCAUGGCGCCGCCGCCGCACUGGACAUAUUGGGGGGAGGCGCUGGAGUUCACCGCCGUGAUGAUUGGUGAAGCACCACUCCAUGGAAGCAUGCUCGCAUCAUCAUCACCAUACAUAGAUCUAGCUCACAACGUCUUUCUUGACUUCUUGUCAGAAAAUAAACAUGAGAUGGGUUAUAAAAGAAAAAGGCCAAUAAUAUUUACAACGACUAUUUAUGUAGAAUUUUUCUUCACAGGCAGAACGGAAGAGCAUGCUAGAGCGUCUCCAACAAAUUACCUGUCAUCAAUCUCCUAUAAUAAGUUUAUAUAAGUGAUCUUCUAUAUUAAUAGUAUAUAGCCUU
Sorghum bicolor (sorghum) is the source of this 2081-nucleotide messenger RNA. RefSeq names its product cytochrome P450 89A2. The transcript has a single exon. Lineage: Eukaryota; Viridiplantae; Streptophyta; Magnoliopsida; Poales; Poaceae. Gene Ontology annotation, molecular function: heme binding; oxidoreductase activity, acting on paired donors, with incorporation or reduction of molecular oxygen, NAD(P)H as one donor, and incorporation of one atom of oxygen; iron ion binding. Gene Ontology annotation, cellular component: membrane. The record is from RefSeq and is a predicted model, not a curated record. The coding region runs from base 138 to 1691 and encodes 517 amino acids.